Messenger RNA from Pelobates cultripes (western spadefoot toad), 36079 nucleotides. The record is from the annotation of a GenBank genome assembly. NCBI's taxonomy places the organism in Eukaryota, Metazoa, Chordata, Amphibia, Anura, Pelobatidae.
AUGCGGAUAGUAAUCCUGCUCGAUGAAUUCCCUGAUCGGCAUGCGGAUAGUAAUCCUGCUCGAUGCUUUGUACCACGUGCUCCGUGUGGUCAUGUGACAGUGGUGACGUCGCUGGCCGGUGGCUGGUGGCGAGCUGGGCUCCAGCUGUGUAGUCACACGGGGUGACAGGUGACAUGAGUCUGUUCGAUCUGUUCAGGAGAUUCUUCGAUACCGGGAGCAGGAGGUGAGAGAAUAAUAACAGCCUUAGUAAAUACCGCGAUAUCACCUCACACACCUUGUGUAAUAUAAUAAUAUAAUACACAAUAUCACCUAACACUGUGUGAUAUAAUAAUAUAAUACACAAUAUUACCUCACACACCGUGUGUAAUAUAAUAAUAUAAUACACAAUAUUACCUCACACACCGUGUAAUAUAAUAAUAUAAUACACAAUAUCACCUCACACUGUGUGAUAUAAUAAUAUAAUACACAAUAUUACCUCACACUGUGUGAUAUAAUAAUAUAAUACACAAUAUCACCUCACACUGUGUAAUAUAAUAAUAUAAUACACAAUAUUACCUCACACUGUGUGAUAUAAUAAUAUAAUACACAAUAUCACCUAACACUGUGUGAUAUAAUAAUAUAAUACACAAUAUUACCUCACACUGUGUGAUAUAAUAAUAUAAUACACAAUAUCACCUAACACUGUGUGAUAUAAUAAUAUAAUACACAAUAUUACCUCACACUGUGUGAUAUAAUAAUAUAAUACACAAUAUCACCUCACACUGUGUAAUAUAAUAAUAUAAUACACAAUAUCACCUCACACUGUGUCAUAUAAUAAUAUAAUACACAAUAUCACCUACACUGUGUGAUAUAAUAAUAUAAUACACAAUAUACCUCACACUGUGUAAUAUAAUAAUAUAAUACACAAUAUUACCUCACACUGUGUAAUAUAAUAAUAUAAUACACAAUAUUACCUCACACUGUGUGAUAUAAUAAUAUAAUACACAAUAUUACCUCACACUGUGUAAUAUAAUACACAAUAUUACCUCACACUGUGUAAUAUAAUACACAAUAUUACCUCACACUGUGUGAUAUAAUAAUAUAAUACACAAUAUUACCUCACACUGUGUGAUAUAAUAAUAUAAUACACAAUAUCACCUCACACUGUGUGAUAUAAUAAUAUAAUACACAAUAUCACCUAACACUGUGUGAUAUAAUAAUAUAAUACACAAUAUCACCUCACACUGUGUAAUAUAAUAAUAUAAUACACAAUAUUACCUCACACUGUGUAAUAUAAUAAUAUAAUACACAAUAUUACCUCACACUGUGUGAUAUAAUAAUAUAAUACACAAUAUCACCUCACACACCGUGUAAUAUAAUAAUAUAAUACACAAUAUUACCUCACACUGUGUGAUAUAAUAAUAUAAUACACAAUAUUACCUCACACUGUGUGAUAUAAUAAAAUACACAAUAUUACCUCACACUGUGUAAUAUAAUAAUAUAAUACACAAUAUUACCUCACACUGUGUAAUAUAAUACACAAUAUUACCUCACACUGUGUAAUAUAAUAAUAUAAUACACAAUAUCACCUCACACCGUGUGAUAUAAUAAUAUAAUACACAAUAUUACCUCACACUGUGUAAUAUAAUAAUAUAAUACACAAUAUUACCUCACACUGUGUAAUAUAAUAAUAUAAUACACAAUAUUACCUCACACUGUGUAAUAUAAUACACAAUAUUACCUCACACUGUGUAAUAUAAUACACAAUAUUACCUCACACUGUGUGAUAUAAUAAUAUAAUACACAAUAUUACCUCACACUGUGUGAUAUAAUAAAAUACACAAUAUUACCUCACACUGUGUAAUAUAAUAAUAUAAUACACAAUAUUACCUCACACUGUGUAAUAUAAUACACAAUAUUACCUCACACUGUGUAAUAUAAUAAUAUAAUACACAAUAUCACCUCACACCGUGUGAUAUAAUAAUAUAAUACACAAUAUUACCUCACACUGUGUGAUAUAAUAAUAUAAUACACAAUAUCACCUCACACUGUGUGAUAUAAUAAUAUAAUACACAAUAUCACCUCACACUGUGUAAUAUAAUAAUAUAAUACACAAUAUUACCGCACACUGUGUAAUAUAAUAAUAUAAUACACAAUAUUACCGCACACUGUGUAAUAUAAUAAUAUAAUACACAAUAUCACCUCACACACCGUGUGUAAUAUAAUAAUAUAAUACACAAUAUCACCUCACACCGUGUAAUAUAAUAAUAUAAUACACAAUAUUACCUCACACCGUGUAAUAUAAUAAUAUAAUACACAAUAUUACCUCACACUGUGUAAUAUAAUAAUAUAAUACACAAUAUUACCUCACACUGUGUAAUAUAAUAAUAUAAUACACAAUAUCACCUCACACCGUGUAAUAUAAUAAUAUAAUACACAAUAUUACCUCACACCGUGUAAUAUAAUAAUAUAAUACACAAUAUUACCUCACACUGUGUAAUAUAAUAAUAUAAUACACAAUAUCACCUCACACCGUGUAAUAUAAUAAUAUAAUACACAAUAUUACCUCACACCGUGUAAUAUAAUAAUAUAAUACACAAUAUUACCUCACACGUGUAAUAUAAUAAUAUAAUACACAAUAUUACCUAACACUGUGUAAUAUAAUAAUAUAAUACACAAUAUCACCUCACACCGUGUAAUAUAAUAAUAUAAUACACAAUAUCACCUCACACACCGUGUAAUAUAAUAAUAUAAUACACAAUAUCACCUCACACACCGUGUAAUAUAAUAAUAUAAUACACAAUAUUACCUCACACUGUGUAAUAUAAUAAUAUAAUACACAAUAUCACCUCACACCGUGUAAUAUAAUAAUAUAAUACACAAUAUUACCUCACACCGUGUAAUAUAAUAAUAUAAUACACAAUAUCACCUCACACACCGUGUAAUAUAAUAAUAUAAUACACAAUAUCACCUCACACCGUGUAAUAUAAUAAUAUAAUACACAAUAUCACCUCACACACCGUGUAAUAUAAUAAUAUAAUACACAAUAUCACCUCACACACCGUGUAAUAUAAUAAUAUAAUACACAAUAUUACCUCACACUGUGUAAUAUAAUAAUAUAAUACACAAUAUCACCUCACACCGUGUAAUAUAAUAAUAUAAUACACAAUAUUACCUCACACCGUGUAAUAUAAUAAUAUAAUACACAAUAUCACCUCACACACCGUGUAAUAUAAUAAUAUAAUACACAAUAUCACCUCACACUGUGUAAUAUAAUAAUAUAAUACACAAUAUUACCUCACACCGUGUGAUAUAAUAAUAUAAUACACAAUAUCACCUCACACACCGUGUAAUAUAAUAAUAUAAUACACAAUAUCACCUCACACUGUGUGUAAUAUAAUAAUAUAAUACACAAUAUUACCUCACACUGUGUAAUAUAAUAAUAUAAUACACAAUAUUACCUCACACUGUGUAAUAUAAUAAUAUAAUACACAAUAUUACCUCACACUGUGUGAUAUAAUAAUAUAAUACACAAUAUUACCUCACACCGUGUAAUAUAAUAAUAUAAUACACAAUAUUACCUCACACUGUGUGAUAUAAUAAUAUAAUACACAAUAUUACCUCACACCGUGUGAUAUAAUAAUAUAAUACACAAUAUUACCUCACACCGUGUGAUAUAAUAAUAUAAUACACAAUAUUACCCCACACCGUGUAAUAUAAUAAUAUAAUACACAAUAUCACCUCACACUGUGUGAUAUAAUAAUAUAAUACACAAUAUUACCUCACACCGUGUGAAAUAAUACACAAUAUCACCUCACACCGUGUGAUAUAAUAAUAUAAUACACAAUAUUACCUCGCACCGUGUAAUAUAAUAAUAUAAUACACAAUAUUACCUCACACUGUGUAAUAUAAUAAUAUAAUACACAAUAUUACCUCACACCGUGUAAUAUAAUAAUAUAAUACACAAUAUUACCUCACACUGUGUGAUAUAAUAAUAUAAUACACAAUAUUACCUCACACUGUGUAAUAUAAUACACAAUAUUACCUCACACCGUGUAAUAUAAUAAUAUAAUACACAAUAUUACCUCACACUGUGUAAUAUAAUAAUAUAAUACACAAUAUUACCUCACACUGUGUAAUAUAAUAAUAUAAUACACAAUAUCACCUCACACCGUGUAAUAUAAUAAUAUAAUACACAAUAUUACCUCACACCGUGUAAUAUAAUAAUAUAAUACACAAUAUUACCUCACACUGUGUAAUAUAAUAAUAUAAUACACAAUAUUACCUCACACUGUGUAAUAUAAUAAUAUAAUACACAAUAUUACCUCACACCGUUUAAUAUAAUAAUAUAAUACGCAAUAUCUGUGUGUGAUUACCUCGCACCGUGUAAUAUAAUACACAAUAUCUGUGUGUGAUUACCUCACACCGUGUAACAUAAUAAUAUAAUACACAAUAUCUGUGUGUGAUUACCUCAGAGUGUUACAAAGCCAAAGUAACACACACACAUUAAACCCUUUCACCACACACACUAUGAGGGAGAAAAGGGGGUAAGUUACUAAACCUUUCACACUUUAAAUCGAAAAGGGAAAACUGAUGCCAAAAUAACAGUUUGAGACUAUAGUUAUGUUGGAGGAUUUUCACAGAGCUUUUUUAUCUCUGUUUUCCCUUCCGAUUUAUUUUGGUAAAUUUCUGAGGUUAAUUAUUAACUCUUUCAAUGCCAAACUCUAAGUGGAGUCCACAAACUAAAUAAUUGAAAUUAUCUUAUGUCAGUAAUUUGUGCUACCACUUCAGUCCUCAAAACAAGUAGAUGGCUUUUAGUUUGGCCUUAAAUUUGAAAUUCACUUUAAAUUUGCAACAAUUCUCACAUUAGUGAAUAACUGAAAAUUCCUAUGGUUUUUGUAUUUUCUUUUGUACUUUUUGAUGUGCUGGCUGGCUAGCAAAGCGCUGGCCAGCCUCCAUACAACUCAGUCCUUAAACAGUCAAUAUUUUGUUUAUCCAACUCCAGGUUGUAAGUAUCUGAGCCCAAAUUGCAGAUUACCAGCAGUAUUUAAUCUGAUCUAAAUCCGGUUACAAUUCUGGCUCAAAAUUGCAAGAUCCGGACAUUAUUAAAUGGGUUUUCAGUCUGAAUGGUCUCAUACACAACCAGAUUGUUUUUCCCUGUUUGAUACAGUGCCAUUCGGACACCAGUCUUGGACACAAUGCAUUCCCCUUUACAGACUAAAUUCUAAACGCAUGUAGUAUAGUUUAAAGAAACAUUACUGCAAAUUGUGUAAUAGUGAAAUUCUGUUACACAUUUGGAAACCCCAAAAACAUGAAGCUUGUAAAAAAUGCAGACAAAGACGGACCAGUGGUGAGCUGAGGUUAAACCCUGCUCUUACCAUACUAUUCCAGAGUUUAUGGAUAAUAUUGAUGGACACAUGCAACAGCGCAGGUGCAUUCCUUUUGAAAUGUUUUAUGUUUAUUUUCCGUAAUUCUUAUUAUACACUGAUCAUACACACCAUUAAAACCACUGUCAGGUGAAGUGAAUAACAUUGAUUAUAACGUUACAGUGGCACCUGUCAAACGGUGGCAUAUAGUAGGCAGAAAGUGAACAGUCAGUUCUUGAAUUUCAUGUGUUUUAAAGCGAAAAAAUCUGAAUGACGUUGACAAGGGACAAAUUGUGAUGGCUAGACACUUCGAAUUCUCACUGUAGUGAAUUACCCUGAUUCUGUUCCUUUAAGGGAGAUUCUAAACUUUAUUAAUAAUACAGCUUAUAUCAAUGAUUAGGUUUCUUUUGUGCAGUCCUCUUGUUUCUAAUGAGUCUUUCUGUUUCAGAGACCCAUUUUUUGGUGGGAUGACUCUUGAAGAUGAAGAUGAUGAUGGGGAUGAAGCAGAAGAUUCUGGGUACCCAUUUGGCAACCCUCCCACGUUUAACUUUGGCUUCUCCUUCGGGCCAAGUCAGAACCCUUUCAAGGAGUCAUUUGGCUUUGAGGGAUUGUUUCAGGAUUUCAAUGAACUUUUUGCUGAUUUUGAAUCUCUUAAUGUACAAAUUCCAGGUACGUCCUACACAGUUUUUUCAAUCUCCUUACCAACACUUUCUACCUUCUCUUAGUAAAGGUACUAAAUCAGGGAUGCCCAAAAGGUAGAUCCCCAGAUGUUGCAUGCCUUUAGAAUGCAAAAACAAACCAAGGAAGCUGUAGUUUUAAAACAUCUGGGUAUCUACCUUUUGGGAACCCCUGCAAUAAAGCAGUAUUACAACACAUCUGUAAUAGAUCACUGUAUCUCCAUUGUGAAUGCAAAGCAACUAAAAUAUGUCUAUUUUGCUAAUUCUUAAACUUUUGUAAAUUCCUUAAAGGGUCACUCUUGCAUUAUAACAAUUUUGCAUCUUUAUAAAGUUUAUAUAAGAGAGAUUACAAUUUGCAGAAUAUUGCUGCAGCAAUAAGCCAAGCCUCUUUGUUUCUGACUUCAAAGUAAAUUUUACUUCCACCUAUUCCAUCCAAGAUCCCUCUAAAUGCUGUGUGCGCCAACCAAACUGUUAGCAGGAAUCUUGAAAUGCCUACUUUCAGAUAAUUGAUCAUUGGUGACACAGAAUACCAGUGAUCAACGUGGUGAAUUACUCAGCAAUUCUACACAAGGAGCAGUCCCUCACACACUUUUACAUAGAAUGGAAUAUUUAUAAUUAGCAAUAAAUUCUUUGUUUAAUGGAUAAUAUGAUCUGAAUAAUGAUUAAUGGAACACUAUAGUGUCAGGAAUAUAAACAUGUAGACACUGUAGUGUUAAAAUAACUGUUAAGAUCACCGUCCCCUCUUAUAUUAGGAAAGAUGUUUAAACUUACCCUUUCUCUCAUUUGGCCCCGCCUCCAUGACUGAGGAAAGCAUUGGGAGGAUGGUGCGCUUUCGCAGCAAAAUACUGCGCUGCCCCAAUCUGCAUCUCCUCAUAAAGAUGCGUUUAAUUAACAAAUCUCUAUGGGGAGCCUUCAGGCUGAGAGCUAUUAGGCAAACAUGAAAAAAUGAGGUCUGCACUUCCAGUUAAAGUGUGCAUAAAACAUGCUACCUAGAAUUUAUUUGAAGGACAAAAUAGAAAAAGCAGAUGUUUCGGGCACAAGCCCUUUUUCAAUGCAAAUGUCCUUUAAACAUACAAUGACACUCACCAGUUUAUAUACAGUGCACAGAUACAGUGAAUUAAGUUCCCACCAAUUUAGUACAGCUGUGUCUCGAUAUUUGACGUUCCUUCGCCAUCUUGGAGCCGGCAAGUAUGUGUGUGGCGUCAUGACGUCAGAUGUCAAGCACGCACAAUGCAUGUGACGUCAUGGUACUCGGUUGCUAGGAAACGAGUACACAAAAGAGAUGUUUGCUACGAAAAUAACGAAAAAUAAAGAUACAGGUAUGGGGUACUUCGUUAAAUAUUGCCCAAAUGUGGAACAUGUCCAGAACAAGCUCUGUUAGUACAGAAUAUCAUAGCAAAAGACACAUAACCAAAUCUAGAUAGACAGAGAUAAAGUGGAUAAAUACAAAACUACCAGUGUGUAAAGAACAUAAAACAAAAGAACUGCAAUAAGUAGUGUAUAGUGUUAUACUCUCUACCCAUAUAUGCAAAUUAUUGAAAUACAUACUAUAGAAAGCGAUCACCCAAUACCAAUCUGGUAUUAGGGUAUACAGGGUGCCUAAUCCUGUGCAUAAAGUUAAAGAGUCUUGGUGCAGGCCUCUCAGUACCCCAAAGUAAAUUGAAGCAUCGAGCGUAGGAAGGUAUAAAUAGAUAAAAUAUACAUACCCAGCUCCAGGAGACAACAGCUAUCCAGCGGGUAUUAACUGGAGUACUUGGAGGAACCAGUGCCACUUAAGCUUCUCAGUAAGACCAUGAGGUGACACUGUAUCCAGGGGUUACAGCAACCAAACCUCUUUCUGGAAAAGGAUUCUUUCCCUGUUACUCCCACCGGUAAGUGGCGCUACUCUCUCCAGGACAUGGUAGCGUAGUUGCGAGAUGUCGUGUCUUUUCUCUCUGAAGUGUCGUGACUGGAGCCUCUGAGUUGGAACUCCAUAUAGUUAUUUUCUGUUGUGACACUCGAUCUUUAAGAGAAUGUAUGGUCUUACCCACAUAUACCAAGCCGCACGGACACUUCAGGAGGUAGACCACAUAAUCAGUCUGACAUGUAAAGAAGCCUCUUAAUUUAAUUUGCUGUCUUGUUCUAAGAUGGGUGCAGAAUUCCCCAUUGAUUUCUCUGCAGCAGUGAUAGCAGCUUAGACAUGGGUAGGUACCAUGAACUGGUUUAGAUUGAAAUGUUUGUUUAUUAGACAUCAUAGUGUCUGUCCUGACUACCUUAUUGCAUAUUGAUUGUCCUUAUUUGUGAGCAAAUAAAUGGGGGUCUCUAAACCGGUGCCCAUGUUCUUAUCCAGUUGAAGAAUGUACCAGUGUUUACAAAUGAUGUUUAAUAUUUGUGUUGAAAGGGGUGAGAAGGUACUUACAAAAUCGAGUCUGUCCUGUCUGGAUUUCUGUGAGGAUAAGUGUUUCACGUUUCAUUCUCGUAACUUUCUGCUUAGUAUUAUGUAGAAGGUGUAGACUAUAUGCUUUAUCCAAAAAUUUAUUUGCAAAGGUCAGUUAGCAGGGUAUCAAUCAGAUUGUUAUCACUGACGAUUCUGCGGACUCGUAAGAACUGACUGUACGAGAUAGAAUGGAUUUGUUUAGGUGGAUGACAUUUUUUCUUAAUGUUUGCCUGUUUAUUCUGCUGGAACUACAGUGAGAGGGACUUCAGCUCAGGUCAAAUCGUGUGUAUUAUUUAAACCUUUAGGUAUUGCAAUUACUUAUGCUUCUAAUGUUUCUUUCUUUUCUUCUUUAUGAGCGCUAUUAGCUAACUGCCCAGCACUCUCAGCCAGUCAAUCACUACAUUGCCAAUUUACAUUUAUAAAGAGAAAGUUUUAAAGAAACACUGUAGGGUCAGUAACACAAACCUGCAUUUUUGAGCCUAUAGUGUUAAAACUGCCAUCUGGCCCCCCUUUACGCCCUUAAAUAUAGUAAAAUCUUCCUUUUAUUCCACUCUGCUGCUGCUGGCUCUGCUCCUGAUCUGCCUUCUUGGCUGACAUCAUUAGAAGUGUUGAUCUGAGACUAUCAAGAAGGCAGAUCAUGGGCAGAGCCAGCACAAGCCAAACACAACCCUGGCCAAUUAGCAUCUCUGAAUCAAUGCAUCUCUAUGAGGAACGUUCAGUGUCUCCAUGCAGAGGGUUGGAUACAUUGAAUGCCAGUCACACUGUGCAGCACUGCCCCAGGAAGCACCUCUAGUAGCCAUAUAAGGAAUGGCCAGUGGAGUUAGGCUGUAAUGUAAACACUGCAUUUUCUCUGAAAAACAAUGGUUACAGUAAAAAGACUGGAGGGACUAAUUCUACUCACCAGAACAAAUUCAAUAAGCUGUAAUUGUUCUGGUAACUUUACUGUCCCUUUAAUUCCACAUUAUUUAUGCGACAGAUGAGGGUGUGUCUGCUUUUCUGUUUAUCAAACUGCUUCUAAACAGCAAGACCUAAAACCUGGGGGAAGUGUCCUGAGACUCUAGACAACAAAACCACCAGACUGCACUGUAUUGGUUAUGUUGCUUAGUGUUCAUUUUCUUUAGGUGCGGCCGUGCCCGAGGCCCUGGAAGGCCGGAGUAGGAGAUUGCCAAUGUUCUGGGAUCCCGCUGGUUUCACGGGUCCCUGGCGUCUUCUUCCCCAUACUGGCAAUGCGUUUUUGCUGCAAAACUAGUGAUUUAAGGUUUGUUUAAUAGCUUUUACAGGCUUGUUGUAGCGGAGCGCUCUUGCAGCACGUCUGCUCUUUUCGGCCGCUCCAUUAAUGACUUUUGAACAGUUCUGUUUUUUUUGUGUGUGUGUGUUUUUGUUUGUUUUUUGUUUGUUUUUUUACAUUCAGAAGUGCAGGCCUGACAUCGCAGGGACUCCAUCACUGCAUUGGGGAACAAAAAGAAAAGUAAUUUUUUUUUCUAGUCUUUAUUUAGAUUUAGGAGGGCGUUUGAAUCUAAAUAAAGAGGAGAACACUGCAGCAGGAUGGAUACACAAUAGUGUUCAUUUGCUUCUGUUUGUAGUGUAUAGUGGAUACCAGCAGGGGGAGUAGCAAUGCAGUUCUACUGAGAAGCUGUUUCAACAAAUGUAUCUGGUAACAAUUUGAGGGGGUGCUUUGUUUUUUUUUUUGUUUUUUUUUAUUGGGGUGGGGUGGGGGUUUGCAAAGAAAUUAAGGAAUUUUGAGAUCUUUUGACAAUUAUAUUUGUGGAAAGAUCAUACACUUUGGAUGUAAGUGUAGUGCUGAUAUGAAUUUAUUUUCCUCUACUUUACAAUGUACCGUCAUCUUAGCACCACAAUAGCAAAAAAUAUAUCUUAAUUUUUUUUCCCUCUCUCUCUAUGCACAGAACUGCACAGCAUUGAAUCUCCACCCCAAAGGCCAGAAGGUUAUGGAGCAAAAACAUUAAGGGAUUCUAUGCUUAAAUAUCCGGACUCUCACCUACCAAAGGAGCAGCAUCCACUCCCACGGAUACCAGCUAAUCCAGGCGUACCCAGGCUACCAAGACGAAUACCAUGGGUGUGUAUAUUUUUGGUUCAUUUUUCAAGGGAAAAAAUCCUAAAGCUAUCAUAUAAUCUGCUCAUUUCUUUACAUAAUUUGGAAUAAAACAAUGUGAGCCACAGGUAGUUUGCCCAGUUUAGGGUAGGUUUACUUGUAAUUGUCUGUUGUAGUUCCGACUAGGAAUUUUUGUUACUUUAUUUAUUUAUUAUUUUUUUUUUGAAGGAUCAAUUUAAAAAUAGUUGUAGAGAGCAUGGAAUUUUCACAUGGCUUAUUUGACCUCCCUGGUGAUACAAGUGUCAUAAAGAAGUUCAGAUGAGUAACCCUUAAUAAUAAACUCUGAGCAGUUUUUUGUUUUUUUUAAAUCAGCAGCGUUUGUAGAUUAUUCUUGUGUUGCUAUAUGAGAUAUUAGUGUUUUAGUAUUUUUUUUUGAUGAUGGAGACACAUUAAACUUUGAAAACUGGGAAUGUAACAAGAUCUACCGUUUCUUUCCUUGCCAGUGUUCUAUGGAAACUGGAAAGCCAAUUAAAGUAUUUUUUGAGUCGAUUUCCAUGAGCAUAUUUUUUAAGGGGUUCAUUGAAAUACACUUAUCAUCUGAUUCUGUUGCUAUUAUGAUCAAAGUUCCUGAAAUGGGUAAUUCACAUUUAUUUACAGUAGGAAAAAAACAUGACGUAAUCCAUACUUUAACUUUGUAAGUACAUGCUCUGAUACGUGGUUUCAUUCUAAUAUUUUCUUUUUCUUUUUGAAACACUUAAUAUGAUUCCUCCAAUCCAUCAUCCUGUCAAAGCAUAAGUACAUAGGCUUGGUUUUUUGUUGUUUGUGUUUUUGGGGGAAGGAGGGGGCUCUCACAAGACAAAAACAAUUAACUUGCAAUAUGUUUUUAUAUUUAUGGAUUUCAUGUAAAUAAAUGAAAGGGUUGCAUUAUAAUGUGUGUUAAAGUGACAUCAUUUUAUGUUAUCAGGAUGAUUAUUCAUUCCGAAUCCCACAAACAGACUCAAAGGAAGACAGAGGUAAAUAACCUUUCUGAUAUAUCGUUUAUAACCUACCUGUAAUGCACAUGCACAGUUGUUGCUUUUGUCACUCAGAGGCCACUUAAGCUCAGUUUAAUGCAUUGUGCUUUACACAAAAUGCAGGGACAUAUUGACCAUUUUGUUAGGACAACCUAAAUUUAAAACUUUAAAAACCCUCUGUAAGACUUUUUCUCUCUACCACCAGCAAGCUGUUUCUGUUGGCAGCUGCCUGACUCCCAGCCUGACAACCAGGGUGUCUCCCUUCCAUUCUCCCACACUUGAACAUGGCCCCAUGUUACCCACUGUCCAUUGUGGUUCAUUGAAAAGGGGACGUUUAUUAUGAAGAGAGUGUAGAAACUAUGAUGAUGCACGACCAUACACUGGUGUAGGUUAGAAAGACGUACGGAGGAACUGUGCAAAUAGGAGGAGCAAGUGGGACUGAUAUGGUGUGUAGCAAGAGGUUAUUAUUCAGAUUGGUAGUUGAGAUGGGGUAAAUAGAUGCAAGUAGUGGGGAAUUAAAAUGAAAGGAUGGGGAAGUGAACUUUAAUAGAGAACCUACACUUAUAUACAAAGGAUAUGAUGGUAUAAUGGGGCAAAAAGUGUGGAGAACUUUAUAUGGAGGGGACAAGAUGAUAUGGAUUGAUCCAUAAUUCUGGAAGGAAAGAAUAGGGAACACAUGAAAAGAGAUUUAAACAUUAAAGGAACACUAUAGGAUCAGGAACACAAACAUGUAUUCCUGACCCUUUAGUGCUAGAAACGCCAUAUAGCCCCCAUGUCACCCUAAAUAUAGUAAAAUCUUACCUUUAUUCCACUCAGCUGCUGCUGACUCUGUCCCUGAUCUACCUGCUUGGCUGACCUCAUCAGAAGGGAUUAUCUCACUAUUCACAUAGGAAACCAUUGGAUUGGCUAAGAUUAUCAAGGAGGCAGAUCAGAGGCAGAGCCAGCACAAGCCAAACACAGCCCUGGCCAAUCUUCAUCUUUUUAUAGAGAUGAAUUAAAUUAGUGCAUCUCUAUGAGGAAAGUUCAGUGUCUCCAUGCAGUGGGUGGAGACACUGAAUGUCAGUCACACUGUGCAGAACUGCCCCAGGAAGCACCUCAAGCAGUCAUCUGAGGAGUGGCCAGUGGAGUUAUCACUACGCUGUAAUGUAAACGCUGCAUUUUCUCUGAAAAAGCUGUGUUUACUGCAAAAAAGCCUGAAGGGACUGAUUCUAUGCACCAGAACCAAUACAAUAAGCUGUAGUUGCUCUGGUGACUAUAGUGUCCCUUUAAUAGAGAAAGUGGGCAGUGGCUUAAAAAGCAGGUGGGGGGACUGAGACAAGGAAAGGGUGACGGAAUCUGGGUAGGAAUCUUUCUGUUGCAGUUUCGUCUGUCAGGCAAUCAUUUGCUAUUACUGUGUUAUAGCAGUCUGUGUCAAUAUGUAAUCUGUGACAUACCUGUUUGCCCACACUUGACUGAUAUGAAAUCAAUAACUUAUAGUUACACCGGGCUAUAUAAAUCUCUCUCUGUCUAUCAGAUCUACGCCUCAGUCCAGAUUGGUUUGGUAACUCCUUUGUUUAUACUUCUCUCUAUCUAGAUCUGGAUUCAGAAGUAUCCUCUAAGGGUUUGGAUGCCUUCUUGGGCCCAUCAGGACCUAAGUCUUCUUCCUAUUUCCAGAGUGUGUCUGUUUCCAGAGUGACGAAAGCUGAUGGGGUGAGGAUGAGAGUGAUUGCUUUAUUUGGGUCUGCAGUAAACUAGUCUGCCUAUUUUGUUUUGCUUGAUGUGUGUGGAUCCCAGACAGUCUGCAUUCAUGCUGUUAAUGUGUAUUAUGCUGUAUCAUGCUAAAUCCUAUUAAGAUUUUGCCUCUUUUCAGACUACAGAAGAGCGACGAACUGUGACAGACGGACACGGAAAACGAACCACCAGUGUGACUGUCCGCCGCGGGGACCAGAUUCUCAGUAGCACAACAGAGAACCCUUCCCAGGGUGCCCUCUUUGGUAAGUUGAUUGUGGCUGCAUCACUGGCUUACCUUGAGUAGCCAGUUCACACCUCAUUAAAGUCAACAAAAUGGCAGUAUGCAGUACAGUGUUAUAAAACUCAUUCACUGAGCGUUUUCACUACUUGUAACUUCUACACUCUGUUCGCAUGUUUAGAUGGAGAUUUGAGUUAGUAUUCCCUUCCAGAACAAUAUCUGUGUAUAAAUUCCACAGAGUGACAAAAGAACUUUGAGUUUGCCAGACGUGUUCUAACAAUAACAUGUAGAUUUCUCCUAGCUUCAGUACUCUACCUCUUCUGGUCUCACUUCAUAAAAGAUGUAAGCAGGGUCUGUACUCCUAUAGAGGCAAAGCCAACUCAUCACAGCUGUGAUACAGGUAGCCUGGAAAUGGAUCACUACAAGAUUUCAAUGACAUUUGCAAGAAAACCCACAUUACUUAUUAAAAGGAUAUUCUAAGAACCAAAACCUCUUUAGCGUAAUGAAGUGGUUUUGGUAUAUAAAACAUGGCCCUGCAGUCUUACUGCUCAAUUAUCUGCUACACUCUGUCCACACACUCUACAUCUUUUACCUUCCCUUAUUGCACAAUCUGUUUAAUGUACAGGGUUAUUCACAAAGUGAGAAUUCAAAGUGAAUUUCAAAUUUAAGAUAAAAAUAGCCGAACUGGAAACAUUCUCUAAGUUAGCAUUGCAUUCAGUUCAGCUACUCUGGCCUUAAAUUCACUUUGAAUUCUCACUUUAUUCAAUCACCCUGUUAGAAUUGUUUGUCUUGUACUCUCUUAAUAGCCUGAUAGAGCCUGCAGGAGCUUCUUUUUCAAUUAACCGAGCUGAGGAUAGCAUAGUUACUUGGGUGGGAAAGCUCCCUGUUGAAGUUGGAGGUAAUCUUUCAGCAUUUCUGAGCAACAUAGGAAGCACAAGCAAAAGCAUCACCUUUCCUGGCUCUGUAAGAUGAUUGGCGGUGUGAGAAGCAUCGAAAGGGAGUUCCUCCUCUGGGCUCAGCGAUUUCACAGGCACCGGCACUACUUGUGGAUUUGGCCUUGGAGAGUACGCGAGUCUGUGGCUUAAAGAUGCUGGGCUGGGGUAACAUCAUACCUUGAUUCUGUUUCGCAGUCUCUCCCAAAGAUCACCCAGCAGGUCUUCUGUGCUUCCUGCUGUCAGGUGUUGACUGUCUGCAGACUCCCUUUUUAUAUGCAGCCUUCCUGCCUGAGUUUUAAAUCAGAAUGACAUUAGUGGACGUUAUCUAGCCUCUGUAUAUGGUUAUAUGCUUUCCUUUUGCUAUGUUCACUUUGUUUUCUUUUAUUCUCGUUCUCAUUUUCUCUCUGAGUACAGUGGUAAUACCAUUUUUGGUACCUUUUUUUUUUUUUUUUUUAUAUAUAUUUUUUUUUUUUUAUAUAUAUUUUUAUUUUUUUACCCAUAGUUAUCAUAACCUGUCUUCAGACAUGGAUAGCUGGCUACGCAAAGUAAAUUAGCCUAACGUUAGAAACUUUGGCUGUCAAAUAGAGUUAAUCGCCAUGCCUAAUGGGCUUCAUUCUACACAGAUGUUGUAUUUCUAUCUUUGGCCACUGUACCUACGUCUUGUUUUGAUGCCUAUACAUGCACAACGAAAAUAUAUUAGAUUUUUUUUCUCAUGUUUAUUUGCCUUCUCACGUAUAUGGCUCUUGAUCGACAUUAUUGCCUGUAUUAUCAUAUCUCUACUCCAUAAUAUUUAAUUGACAAAAAAGGCAUCUCAAUAAAGCCCAAAAUAUAUGAUGAGAGACCACAUGGUGUCCACUUUUGCAAAUCGUAUGCAUUUAUAAAGUAAUUUAAAUAUGUAAGCUACUAAAAUGCCCCAAAACUGAAUCUCAGAAAAAAUGGGGGUUGGUUUUGUUGUCUUGGAUAUCACCAUUUAAUUUUCUAGAUUAGCCCAUCUAAUCACCUUUUUGCAGCCCUGUGUGUUUAAACCUGAAGUAAACACUUUGCUAUGAGAUCUCAGAAAGUCUGUGUGAGUCACAUGCAGGGAGGUGUGACUAGGGCUCCAUAAACAAAGUGAUUUAACUCCUAAAUGGCCGAGAAUUAAGCAGUAUUAACACAGAGGCAUGAGCUAUACACAAACUGCUUCAUUAAACCAAAGUUGUUUUGGUGACUAUAGUAUCCCUUUUACACAACCAGACUAUAUACAGACUUAUCAGGCCUAAACAUUGUUUAAGUAUGUGGUUUGAUCACUAGAUAGCAUUUAGCCUUCAGUUUGUUAUUAAUAUCCCAGACAAUCUGCUCUUUUUGUAUUUUUGCUGUCCAUGGCAAGGGAAGAAACUGUGCAACAGAUGUUAGUUAGGUGGUCAAUGGUUUAGGGAUGUGGGCUAUACAUCCAUCCAUGCCACAAAUUCAUUUCAGGGAACUUGAUACUCUGCAUAGAUUAUAAUGUCACUUUAUCCUGUAUUGUGAUAAAAGUACCAAUCAUUGUUAUAUACUGAAAAUAUUUAUAUACACAUACUGCUAAUGCUAAUAUAAAUCCCUUGCAUCCCGUUCUGACAACUAAACGGUUAAAAACCCUUUAGUUACUUAAGUCCAGCUCCUAUGUCCCUCAGCGCACCGCCUCCUCCGACAGCAUCUGAUUUGGGGGCGGGGGGACUAAUGUGCAUGCGCAAUGAGCGCUGGGGGCACAUUGGGCUGCCUGAUUGACAGCCACUAGGGGCAGUCCUAGUCCUGCAUUGUAUUAUUUCUCAGAAACUGCAAUUAUUGACAUUGCAGGAGUAUGGGAGACUGUGACACUGCAAUGAGCUGAAGUGUUGUGGGUGACUGUAGUGUCCCUUUAUAGCGUGCUCAUAGUCCAAUGUAAAGGGGGUUUAGCCCCUGAAAAUAUAUACAAAUAAUAUGUUAUCACUAGUCAAAGUGUAAUCACUGCAGACUCAGAAUAAACUUUCCACUGAGAAGGAUACAAUGUAAUAUUCUGUAACAAUUCCAAUCUGUAACAAUCAUUUCCAGCAAUUCACAAGGCACAAUGUAGUUCACAGCCCUUUAGUGGCCCCUAAAUAAGGAUGACUGUACAGUGGCUUAAGCCUAGUGUUCACUUUAUGUUCAUGGUGAUUCUCAGUGGUGUUGAUAUGCUUGAUGAAGAUGUGAACUUAUUUCUCAGUAUCCGCGUAUAAAAGGAACACAAACAUGUAUUCCUGACCCUAUAGUGUUUAACCCACUAUUUAGGUGGCUUCCUUAAAAGUUAAUAAAACUCACCUUAUGUCCAGCACCGCGUGGGUGACAUCAUCAGAAUUGCUGAUUUUAAGCCAAUCCAUGGGAAAAGCAUUGGAUUGGCUAAAAUAGGCAAGGGGGCUGACCAAACACCGUUUUGGCCAACUGGCACCUCUUCAUAGAGAUGUAUUGAAUCAAUGCAUCUCUAGAGGAGAGGAAAAUAAAAGGGAUGCAAGAGAACAGGCAGCAGCUGAAAUAGCCUGCCCUUUGGUGGGUGCCCGCUCAGAUCUCAAGCUGGUUUUAGCUCAUCUUGUGCCAUUACAGAGAGAACAUCUCUGAAACAAAUCAGACCCAUACAGGCAGUCCAGAUCCGAAAUGCCAGCAAGUUCCCUCUGCACGAGAGAUACAGCAACUCCAGACGAUUGUUUCAGCCUUGUUAGGCAUCCUCAGUGAGGCAUAGCUGAUAUCUCCCUAGGCACCGCGAGCAAGGGGUCCACGUCUGGAUUACCCUUUAAACUAAUGGAGCCUAGAGAGAUAUCAGCUAUGCCUCACUGAUGAUGCCUAACAAGACUGAAACGAUCGUCUGGGGUUACUGUGUGUCACGUGCAGAGGGAACUUUUUUUGGAUCUGGACUGCCCGUAUGGGUGGGACCAGUCUGAUAUGUUUCAGAGAUGUUCUCUCUGUAAUGGCACAAGAUGAGCUAAAACCAGCUUGAGUUCUGAGCGGGGACCCACCGAAGGGCAGGCUAUUUCAGCUGUUGCCCGUUCUCAGUAUACUCAUGCGCCCUUUUUUUAUUUUUUGCUCUCCAUCUCUAUGAGGAAAAUUCAGCGUCCCCAUCCAGAGCGUGGAGAUGCUGAAUGGCACUGCUGCCUACUGUGCAGCACUGAGCCAGAAAGCAGAUAUAUUUUGUUACCACUCUGUCCAAAUCACUAGCAAAACUCCUUCCUGGAUUAGGAAUUCCAGGGCUGGGAGGACACAGGUGGUAAGUCGCUCUAUUGGCAGUGAUUCAGACAUUAUCCAUAUCUACAACCAUUAUUCCAGACCUGGCUUCUGCAUGCCUUCUGCCAUUUCCGGCGUUCUGACUGUAGUGAGCGACGGAGUAAUCACUGUGGCCAGACCACAAGCGUUUUGGUCGGAUCUUGUUCUCCCCAUGGCAGCCCUUCCACUUGCCUGUGUCAGCAUAGAGUGCCCACAAAACACUGCCUGACAAGCAGUUCUAGGCGAUAGGAAUAGCCAGUCCCUGUAAUAUAUUAUUUAAAUUCAUGGUUGUAUAUAUUUUCCCUUUACUUUGUACUAUGAGCAAGCUUUAAUGUGUGGAGGGAUGGAAAUAUUCUGUCUGCUCUAUUUAUUGCUUGAUCUAGUAUGUUGUAUUAAUUGUUAGCGCUACCAGUAUGUAUAUACCGUGUGUUAUCUUUUAUGAAUUCUUAAGGUAAGUGUCACUCUGGUUUCGAUGCUUUCGUUUAUUGAGGGUUACAGUUAAUCCUUUUAAAAACAGUAACAGUCAUUUUUAAUACUAUUUCUCGCCCUCUCUUUUUAAAUACGUUUUUAUGUAUUAAAAGAACUAAACCAAAUAACACUUAAUUCUUUCUAUAUCUUGUCCCCACCCAGGUUACAAUCAUGUCUGUUCUGCUUUACUUACCAUUCCACAUUCUAAACAUGUUGUGGGUCAUGCACUCUUCUCCUGACUGUGCCACUUGGGCCACUUCUGACAUCUUCUGUUCCUUCAAAUUAUUAUUUAUUUUUAUCAUUUUCUUUUCCUGACUGUAAUCCAUGGAAACAUUUCACCAUGUGUCCUCCUCUUUCCCAUCAGGUGGAACAUACAAAUACUAGUCUAGCUUAUAAAUAAGGCCUUCCUACUGGAGCCCUGUUUUCCAAGGUCCAUCAGGACCAUAAAUUAAUUUUCACUUAGAUUACAACCAUGAAAUCAAAAUGAUUGAAAGUAAAGUUAUAUUUUUACUUUUUCCAACUAUCCAAGACAGAAUUAUGUCUAGGUCAUGCCCAAACAACUGACAAAACAGUAGUGAUCUAUUUUUUUUUUUUUUUUGAGAACUGCUGUAGAAUUCUAUGACUAAAACUCAACUGCUGUGGAAGAUGCAUGGGCCCUGCGGUCCUGGGGGGCCCAUGCACCCAGGCCCCUAUUCCCAAUGUGUAUAUAUAUAUGUGUAUGUGUAUGUAUGUAUGUAUGUAUGUAUAUGUGUAUGUGUGUGUAUAUAUAUAUAUAUAUAUAUAUAUAUAUAUAUAUAUAUAUAUAUAUAUAUAUAUAUAUUUGUGUUCGGGGCAUUCUCAUAUGAUAUGGAAUACUCUGGUGGAGAGUAAUACAAUAAAAAGGAAAAAGUCGGUUGAGGUGUGCCGAAAACCGACGUAUGCUGUAGGCCGGUAAAUAAAGUGGGCAAAAGAUAAAGCAAGAUAAACAUUUAUUCGGUAACAUAAAUACAAAGAAAAAUACAAAUACAUUAUUAAGUAGACAUAUUAAUGAAAGCCCUCCUAAGCUCUUGGACUGGGUGCGGAAUGUAGGUAGCGUAAGCUGAGGACUUCCAUCGACCCAGUGUUUUAAUGACAUGCACGGGAACAUUUUGGCUAGAGGCUGUGGAGGCCGCACCAAUUCUGAAGGAGUGCCCCGAGUAGCUACUAGGGUUCAGACCAAGCCUGGUGAUAAGCAUUCGAACGUAAAGCAUGAAUUUUGACGUGGUGAGAAUGGUAUCGUGCAGCAUUAGUAGAGGCCUAGUGGGCUGUGUUUGUUUUGUGGUUAAAAAAACGUCUAGUGCUUUUACUGGGCACCAAUUGUUACCCGUGGGGUAGUAGUUAAUGUGAACUGGUUCCCCCCUCUGACUUGUCUUAGUCUUAGGUAGAGACAGGACGUAGUAGUCUGUGUGUUUCGUGAGAUGUGACGUGAGGAGGCACCCUUGGUUAUGCAGUUGGCCACUAACGGUGAAUUCCCGUGGUCUAAGAAAUCCGUAAAAGGCCAGAUACAUGGCGGCUUUAAUAACCGCGUUUGUAUUGGGUUCAAAAGGUGCUUGGUCGAGUAGUUUGGACAGGGAUUUGAACAUUCCUAUGUCAAUAGCCAAUCUUUUGGGCGUAGCUGGACCGUCUGCCUUUGCUAUACCUUUCAGUAGCGUGCGGAUGGGGUAUGAGGUUAAGAACCCUUUGUGGUUAGGGAGUGAGUAGUACAUGUGGUGUUGUAUCCCCGUGAGAUAAAGCUUAAUGGUGUUAUGUGUGAAUUUUAACUUAAGGUGGCAAAAGGAUGCAAAAGCCAUUAGUGAUGAUACUUCGAACCAGUUGGUUAGGUGAUGGUCAGUCAUGAAUUGUUUAUAUAGGUGAAAUGCUCUGUUAUAUGAGUGUUGAGUGCUAGUGGACAAAGCAAAUUUUGUGAGAGUGAGGCUGUGAUGAAGUAGUUCAUCUAUUCCAUGACAAGGUCUUGGAAGGUUGGCGCUGGGGUUGCCAUACGAGCUGCCGAGGGUAGGGACCGUCUGAAAGCCUGAAAUUGAAAGCGAGAUAGCUGGUCAGCUGCCAUAUUGUAUAUGCCGGGAACAUGGGAGCAUACAAUGUGGAAGUGAUGGGUGGCUGCCAGCCAAGUCAGUUUCCUAAUGAAAUUCAUAAUUAUCAAGGAGGAAGAGCGACUUUUGUUGAUAAUGUGGCAUAUUGCCAUGUUGUCAGAGAAACAGCGUACUGACUGACCUUCCCACAACCUACACCAAGUGACAGCUGCGGCAACUAUUGGGUAUACCUCAAAAAGGGCAGAAUUAGUGUGAAACCCCUCGAUGCCCUGUGUUUCUGUUGGCCACGUCCCCCAGAGCCAAUUUGUGCCAAAAAUGGCCGCAUAUCCCGCGGAUGAUGCUGCAUCUGUCCAAAUGACAGGUGACUGAGAAUCCAGCUGUGGAAGGAACAUGCUCCUACCAUUCCAGUCAGAGAGGAAUCUGUACCACAUCUGAAGGUCGGCAGUCGCAGGGCCGUUCAAAGAUAUGCGGGCAUAGUCGUUGGUGAAGGUGGGGAACAGGGCAAGGAGCCUGGAAAUGAAAGCCCUGCCCUGGGGGAUUAUGCGCAUGGCGAAAUUUAGUGAACCCAACAGAGAUUGUAGUUCUUUACGGUUGCAUGAGCCCCUGUGCAUGUAGUGGUUAAUGUCGUGUAGAAUGUUAUCAAUCUUAGCUCUAGGGAGGCUGGCCAUCAUAGCUGCUGAAUCGAGCAGAAUACCUAGGAAGUUGAUGACUGUGUCUGGACCUUCUGUCUUGGUGGGUGAUACGGGGACGCCGAGUGCGGUGAAUAGUUUGACAGCUUUGUGUAGGCUACACGGGGGGUUGGUGUUUGCUUCGAUGAACAGAAAAUCAUCCAGAUAGUGUAUCACAUUUUGGCACCUACUGGUAUUAAGGAGGAGCCAACACAAAGCCUCAGCGAACGUGUCAAAGAUCCUUGGACUACUCUUGGCUCCAAAAGUGAGUUUUGUAAAAAAGUAGUAGGCUUCUUGCCACUUAACUCCGUGUAGGUACCAUAACGAGGGGUGUAUAGGUAAUAGUUUAAAAGCAUUGACUAUAUCCGUCUUGCUGAGCCAGGCCCCCACCCCCGCUGACCUGAUAGCUGCAAUAGCGUGGUCAAUAGUGGCGUACUGUAAGGAAAAUUCUUCCGAAGGAAUCAAUGAGUUUAGGCUGGGGAUGGCUGAAGAGUGGGGAGCGGAUAGGUCAAUGAUGAGCCUUUGUUUGUCUGAAUUUUUACUUGCGACCAGCCCGAUAGGGUUAGUUCUCCAGCUGGAAAAGGGGGGAUUACCAAAAGGACCGAUGACAAAUCCCUGGUCCACUUCCAGUUGUAGCAAGUUAGUGACUGCGGUAGGGUUAUUAGAGGCUGACUGCAAAUUGUGACAUUCUAACACUCCUGUUGGCAUGUAAAUGAGCCCCGUGUGAAACCCGUGGGUGAGACCUGUGCAUAAAAAUUCCACCAGGUGUUUAGAGGGGUGAGUGGACAGCAUGUGUUCAAGUACAGGAACGUUCACUGGAGACAAAUAAGGUUUCUGGAACAUUUUAUUUGUGCACAUGGAUCUCGCAUGUGCCCGAAAACAGUGUGAGCAUACAUGUAAUAAGCGGCAAGCGCUGUAACCACAGGAGCCUUCAUUGAAGUUAUUGCAAAUUUGUGAUUUGCCUAGGUACACAACCGGACGACCCAAUUUGUCUCUGGUCUGUUUCUCAGUUUUAAGGGGGUGCUGUAGGGACGUGCUGGGAGCGUUGUCCGGGCAGAGGGGGCACAAAUAAGCUGUGUGAGCGGGUGACGUACAUAUGGCACAAGCUGGUGUCCUGAGCCCCGCAAAGUGUCUGAGGAACAAUUCAUUGUCCAGUUGGCUCCAAUCCAUCUGGAUGCCAUACUGGGACAAUGUGGCUGACACUUUAGAUGAAAAAGACUUGUGAUAGUCAGAAAAAGUGUAACCACCAUAUUUGUUACCCAGGUCCACCAGUUUAUGCAUAUAUAAGUCCAGUUCCUCUCUCCUGUGUGGAUGAACUGAGCACAGGAUGUCCCUAUAGAUACCAAAAGACAGGACAAAAUCGGGAAUGGUCAAUUUCUUACUGAGUCUGGGGUCUCUGGCUUUUAAAACAACAGAGAUGUCCCCGUAGUCGUAAGAGCGGUUUUCCACUACAUCCUGGGAGGCAAUGAGCAAAGAGACCAAGUUUACGUCCUUGCCCUCCAGGAUGUCUUUUUUAAGAUUGGCCGGAACCAUGUGGGCAGGGUUAAUAACAUGUGCCGCUGUCUUGUUAGGUAUAGGAUUACCCGCUGUUGCUGUGGAUAUGACCGGGGCUGUACCAGCGAGAGGCACAGGUGGCUCUAUGGCGGAGCUGCGUGCCUCCAGCCUUUCCAGUCUGUCGUUGACCUUUCCCAUAGAAGAGAUUAGGGAGGCAACCAUAGCAUGGAGAGUCGGGUCUUGGGAGUUACUAGUGCCUUCCCCCGCGUCUGUCAUAAGGGUGUUUGUUUUAACAGUUUAAACAGUUCUGCUUUCCUGGCCGUGGCCGGGAAAGGGAUACUGCGUUUGCGUAAUUCCGCCGUGAUGCGAGGGAUAGUCCACGAUCUGAUGGACGAGGGACUUCCUAUGUCGUCCUUACGUGUCGGGGUAAGUGACCUAGCCGGGGUGCUAGGGACUGACAUGUCGUCGCCAUCGUCUGGGAGCAGGGACAUACUGAAAGUAAUAACAGGCAUAGUUGGAGGCUCGUUGGAAUAGCCGGUAGCUAGUUAGUGCCAGAUGGCGAAAAACUUAACUCUAGGUUUUGUGGCAGGUGAGGCCCUACUAGUGCCAAGUGGCUAGAGAGGCUCUAUCUAUGAGUUGGCGCGAGGGGUAUGGUAGCCUGCCCAGUGAACCGGGAUGUUUGCCUCUCCAAGGGUAAGUAUGGAGGAAGAAAAAGGGGGGGAGGGGGAGAGGGGGGUUUGGUAGUGACAGGUGUCGCCCUCUCUGUAUAAUUGCGAGGCGGCUAACUAUGAUUUGGCCCGAGGGGCGUAAAGUACCUCGAAGUGGAGGAUGGGAGUUGGCCUCGCGGACCUCUAUGAUUAAGGGGCAGGGAAUUAACUAACGUGGCGUUGUAGAAAAAGAAGCGUGUAACCGACAUACCUGCAGAAAAUUGAGCACUGGUUCUGUAAGAGAAUUCAGGUGUCUCUUGAGUAGGGGGGUGGUUAGUUUAGGUGACCCGUCCGAGGUAUGCGGAUUCCUGGGGGUAUGAGAAUUAAGAUAAUGAACCCUUAAGUGGAACAUAUAUAAAUAUGGCGUAGUAAGAGUCCUGGGGGGGGGUUGCCGCGUAUUACCACCCCCCCCCCCCAAUGUAUAUGAUGUUAGUUAAGAUUUAACGUUACCAAUACUUGCAGAACAUUCUUAACAUAUGUUAACCAGCAAUAAGUAAACAUAUAUGCAUGUAUCACAUUUUAACAAGCAAGUCAUACCUUAUAUAUAUAUAAUAACAAAAAAAACAAAAAAAAAUUGUGUGAGGUUAAUACAACCAGCAUCUUAUUUAGCAGUAUAAGUGUAAAAACACAGCUGUUUAUGUAUAACAGUACUUAAAAAUAAUUGCUAUUAAUUAGACAUAAAUAACCAUUGUAACCAUAAUGACCAGAGGGUAUAUGCAUAAUGAAUGGUGGAGGCUGGCUGAACUAAGGGUCAACCAGCAGCAAAGAAAUGACCCCCUUUAAGCCAGGUGCACCCCCCCCCUUCCCAAGUGUGUAGUUGGUGGGAAACAGGGUCCCCUAACGUUAUAGGGGUCUGUUUGUGGCUUGUGAGAGCCAUACCACUUCCCCCUUCCACCCCCCCCCCUCCCCUCCCCUUCCCUUCGAAAAAGAUUCCUCCCUGGUGCCGAAAACAGAGACUCCUAGGUAGUAAUGGAGUCUCUGUUCUGUGUGUGGGAGCUCCUCUUACCGCCCGGACCAGUGGUAGGCGAGGAGGGUAGCCGAGACCUCCGUUCGGGAGCCGGUGGAGCCGCCGGAAGUUGGCGCGUGACGUCAGAAGAGGGCGCCGCGUCUCACCGGAAAUGACAAUUUCGACCCGGAAGUCGGGAGCGACGGAGGCCUGCGAGACAAGGCUGUUCGUCUGGACCAACGCAGGUAAGUGAGGGAAGGGGGGAGUCCCCUUUUUAAGUAGGUCUAUUGCCCCUCCCACAAAUUCAGGCCCUGCCUUCAAACAUGUGUAUAUAUAUAUAUAUAUAUGUAUGUAUGUAUAUAUGUAUAUGUAUGUGUGUGUGUGUGUGUGUGUGUGUGUAUAUAUAUAUAUAUAUAUAUAUAUAUAUAUAUAUAUAUAUAUAUAUAUAUAUAUAUGUAUGUAUGUAUAUCUCAAGUAUUGCUAUAUAUAUGUGUUUUGGCAGUGGCAGAACUACCUGAGGGAGCCCAUCGGGUGGUCCAUGCACUUAGGGCAAAUCUCUAAAGGGGCCCGAUCAGUGCUGUGGAUUUCCAAUAGCUAGACUGGGCCCCUUUAAGUGAGCUCACUUCCUCCCAGUUAACACCGCACGGGAGGAAGCACUGGGGAGUGAGAGGAGGAGAGAGAGCCAGACUCCCAUCAGCCCCAGCCAGCAGAGUCCACCCUCCUGCAGCCAAAAGGUAAGAAACAGGAGGGUGGUUUUAAAAAAGUGUCAGUGUGUAUGUAUCUAUGUGUACCAGAGUGUUUGUGUGUGUAUAUGUCAGUGUGAGUGUUUGUAUAUGUGUGUCAGUGUGUACCUGAGUGUGUGUGUCUGUGUAUCUAUCAGUGUGUGUAUCUUUGUGUUUGUUUGUAUCUGGGUGUCAGUGUGUGUAUCUGUGUCUGUGUAUCUAUCAGUGUGUGUGUCUGUGUAUCUAUCAGUGUGUGUGUCUGUGUAUCUAUCAGUGUGUGUGUCUGUGUAUCUAUCAGUGUGUGUAUCUGUGUUUGUGUCUGUGUAUCUAUCAGUGUGUGUGUGUUUGUAUCUGUUUUUGUGUCUGUAUAUCUAUCUGUGUCUCUGUUUGUGUGUGUGUAUCUGUCUGUGUAUGUGUCUGUGUAAAUAUCAGUGUGUGUAUCUGUGUUUUGUCUGUGUAUCUAUCAGUGUGUGUAUCUAUCAGUGUGUGUAUCUGUCUGUGUGUGUAUCUGUGUAUCUAUCAGUGUGUUUAUCUGUCUUUGUGUGCAUCUGUUUGUGUCUGUGUAUCAGUGUGUGUAUCUGUGUGUGUAUGUGUGUAUCUGUGUGUGUGUCUGUAUCUAUCAGUGUGUAUCUGUGUGUUUCUGUGUAUCUGUGUGUGUAUCUCUGUGUGUGUGUCUGUGUAUCUCGGUGUGUAUCUCUGUGUGUGUCUGUGUAUCUAUCAGUGUGUGUAUCUGUCUGUGGAUCUAUCUGUGUUUGUGUCUGUGGAUCUAUCUGUGUGUGUCUGUGGAUCUAUCUGUGUGUGUCUGUGGAUCUAUCUGUGUGUGUCUGUGGAUCUAUCUGUGUGUGUCUGUGGAUCUAUCUGUGUUUGUGUCUGUGGAUCUAUCUGUGUUUGUGUCUGUGGAUCUAUCUGUGUUUGUGUGUGUGUCUGUGGAUCUAUCUGUGUUUGUGUGUGUGUCUGUGGAUCUAUCUGUGUUUGUGUGUGUGUCUGUGGAUCUAUCUGUUUGUGUGUGUGUCUGUGGAUCUAUCUGUGUGUGUAUCUGUGGAUCUAUCUGUGUGUGUAUCUGUGUGUGUAUCUAUCUGUGUGUCUGUGUGUGUGUCUGUGUAUCUAUCUGUGUGUGUCUGUGUAUCUAUCUGUGUGUGUCUGUGUAUCUGUCUGUGUAUCUGUCUGUGUUUGUGUCUGUGUAUCUGACUGUGUGUGUAUCUGUCUUUGUGUGUGUAAGGCAAGUUGUUUUUGUCCUGCUCCAACACUUACAAUUCCAUUCCCCUUUUAUUACAGCUUUGUCUAAUUAUCCAAGAGCAAAAAAUUGGUAAUUCUUGGUUCUCCUUUGUGACCUAUUCACGUUAUUCAGGGAAGUCCUUUAUUUACAUUUUUACUUGCCCUUUCUUAAGAACCCCUAACCAACAAGAUAAGCCUGGCUCUCUUUUCUGGUAUUACUUUGGCAAACACUGGAUAUAAACUCUCUGUCUAUGCUGAUGAAGUGUUUUUACCCAUACUCGACUAGAUACAUCCCAUCUCACAUUAUUUGACAUUUUAAACAAAUUUUCAUCACUGACACGUUGUGUAGUUAAUCUGCAUAGAUCAGUUGUGCUUGCUAUUCAUGUCCUUGUUAUUCUAUCCCAACGUUUGUCUGAACUUUACUAAAUCACCUACUUUGCCAUACCCUAUGUAUGUAUUCAUAUUACUUCUGUUCCUGUGCCGAUUUACUCUGCAAACUUUUUUUUAUUAAAGAGGGAUUUGGAAACAUGAGUAGAGUGCAUAGCGUGAUGGUGAACCUUCUCCCUAAACUAUUAUAUUUAUUUCAGACUCUGGUUCCAUUAUGUAUCAUUGAUUUCAAAUCUAUUCAGCCAGCUAUUGAUAAUUUUGUAUGACAGGGAUAUAGGCGCAGGGUCUCUAAGGCAGUUAUCUAUUGUCCUAAACUAUGAGGGGAGUUGAGAUUACCUAUCUUCAUUUCUUACUAUAUUGCAGCGCUGUUGUCUCAAGUUCAGGUCUGGCAUUAUCGGAUCGAUUGUAGGCGCUAGGUUUAUUUGGAGUCCAGUCUUUUGUUUCCUGACCUCUGAAGUAGUACCUCCCUCACAUUUUCAAAGCCCUCUAUAUUUAAUUCUAUGCAAAUUUCAGAUUAAGGUCAUAAAUUACAACUCUUCCCCUCAUCAGUCUCUUCUAUUUCGCAUAACAUUGAUUUUCUCCGUGGUAUGACUUUGGUGCAUUUCUUGAGUGCGCUCUCGGGAGAUUUCCCCCUGGCAGCGGUCAGAUAUUUCCACCUGUUCGGGAAAGGUUGUAGUAUAGACAUUGAGCUAAAGGGAUCUCUUGUGCUCCAUGUUCCUGGACAGGAGGGGGCAGUUUGGGGUGAGGCCGUGUGUGUCAGUACACUUUAUGGUUGUGAGGAACCUGAGGGUCAUUGGUGAUCCGUCGUGUAUGGCUAGUUUCGCUCUAUGUUGGCUCGGGGUUGGCAGACAGCUGUAACUGGUCUUCCGAUUUGUGUAUGCAAUUCCUAGCACCUGGUGUAUACAAAGGAGAAAGGAGGGGUGGGGGGGGUUGGGUGUCUAAGACACCGAAGAGGAAUUGGGUGGUGUGUCAGUAAGGUUGGCCGUCAAUAACUCGACUAGUCUGAGGGAUGGUGUAGGGAGUCCUGGUGAUGGUGUUAAUUAUCCUUGCUGGGUUUGGACAUUAAUUUCGUCCAGGGCUCCCAUACUUCUUUGAAGAGAGCCAUUUUGUUGGACACUGAGGCUUGUAUUUUUUCCAUUACCGGAAGUGCGUCUACUCUGGUAAUCAUUCCCUGAUCGUCAGGAUAGUUGGGUUUUUCCACUUUACUGGAGUAAGAUGGUUGGCCGCUGUGAGGAGGUGGGUCAGAAGUCUGUGUCUUGGCGAUGGUGUGGGGUAGCAAUAGGAACAGCAGUGUGUGUGGGGGUAUAAGGGAGUUGUAUUCCCUUUAUUGUCUUAAUCAUUUUUGUUAUGUUUGUCCAGUAUCCCUGAGUUUGAGGGCAGUGCCACCAAAGGGGGACUAGGGACGCCCCUGAUUGUGCACAUUUCCAGCAGACAUCCAUGGAUUGGGGAACAGGGCAUGUAAUUUGGAUGGAGAGUAGUGCCAUCUAGCGAUUCGCUUAUAGCCGCUUUCUUGUAUCGUGUUACAGAUAGAUGUCCUAUGUAUCUUGGUGAAUAUAGAUUUCCAUUGGGCCGGUGUGAAUUGUGUGUUGAGGUCUUCAGACCACGCGGCUGUGAAUUUGGGAUGGUGAACUGUUUGUUCUAACUGGAGGAAGUUGUAAAAGGCCGAGAGUUGUUUUGUUUUAACGUUACUGGCGUUGCAUCUGGGUUCGAAGUCGGAAAAGGGACGAGAUCCUUUCGUAAGACGAGUGUCUGUGUGUAGGAAGUGGUUUAGUUGUGCAUGGUGGAAAAUCUGCAGUGUGGUUGGGGUGUCAGAGUUCGUGAGGCUGGGUAGUGGGCCUAUCGCGUUGCCCUCUAGUAUGCAUCCUAGAGUGAGGUAUGUCUGGUUGUACACCUCUUGGAAGCUGCGGUUGUUGGUGGGAUGUAAUCCCGGUAUAAAAAGGGGGUUUUGUGUUAUCGGGUAUAGGGGGUACGGGUGAGGGGAGAUCUUGGGGUUUUCAGUUAUUCUAUCCCAUGUCUGGAGUGCAGGUGUUAGCGUAGGAUGUGUGUCCUGGUCCCGGAGCAGUUGCGACGGAUGUGCCUUUUGACAUGGGGUUGUGUGUAUUUGGACUUUGAGUAGAGCGACCUCUAAUUGUGUCCAUUGGUGGAUCGGUGGUCUUUGGGCCAAUUCAUAUACUCUUGUUAGCAUUGUAGCAUGGUAAUAGCGCUCCACAUGUGGUAAGCCUAAACCUCCCCAGGACUUGUGUCUGGUUAGCACCUCGUAUGAGAUCCUGGGCUGCUUAUGCGCCCAGAUGAAAGGGGUGAAGAGACGUUUAAGCUUGGCAAAAAAUGAUUUGGGUUUGGCUAUAGGUAGGGUUUUCCCUAAAGUAGUCAUCUUAAAGGACCACUAUAGUGCCAGGAAAACAUACUCGUUUUCCUGGCACUAUAGUGCCCUGAGGGUGCCCCCACCCUCAGGGACCCCCUCCCGCUGGGCUCUGGGGAGAUGAAGGGGUUAAACUUACCUCUUUCCCCAGCGCCGGGCGGGGAGCUCUCCGCCUCCUCUCCUCCUCUUCGGCCGAAUGCGCAUGCGCGGCAGGAGCAGCGCGCACAUUCAGCCGGUCUCAUAGGAAAGCAUUCAUAAUGCUUUCCUAUGGACGCUUGCGUCUUCUAACUGUGAUUUUUCACAGUGAGAAGCACGCAAGCGCCUCUAGCGGCUGUCAAGAGACAGCCACUGGAGGCUGGAUUAACCUAUUUAUAAACAUAGAAGUUUCUCUGAAACUGCUAUGUUUAUAUAAAAAAAAAAAAAGGGUUAACCCUAGCUGGACCUGGCACCCAGACCACUUCAUUAAGCUGAAGUGGUCUGGGUGCCUGUAGUGGUCCUUUUAAGGAUGUUUAUGUUACAAAGCCAAGAAAAGUGUGUUUUUUGCCAGACCUGCAGGUCUUUGGAGAUAGUGAAAUAAGGGUUCGUAGUUCAAGUCGGAUAUAGACGGUAGGUUAGCCAACGGGUGCACACCCAGGUAUACGAUGGAUCUGUCUGCCCACUUGAAGGGGAAUGUUGACGUUAGGCGAGUACGUGUCUGCGGGGUCAUUCUCAGUGGUAGUAUUUCGCUCUUGUUGACCUGGAAGUUUGAGAGUGUGUUGUAAAGGGCUAUUUCCUCCAUCAGGGGAGGUAGUGACAAUUCGGGUGCUCGAAUAGUAAAUGGAAGAUCAUCGGCAAAUGCCGAUAUUUUAUAUUCCGCUUGUUGCACAGUAAUGCCACGAAUGAGUGGGUUUGCCCGAAUCCUGUUCAGAAAUGGCUCAAGGAUGAGGAUAUAGAUUCAGGAUGUGUGUUUAGGAGAUAGAGGCCGGGGCAGAUGAAAGGAGAGGCAAGGGUAUGGAGGAGAUAGGAGAAGGGCGGUGGGUAUAUGGGGGUUGGGGGGGAGGUGGGGGCUUCCCAUUCGUCUCUUCUUUGGGGUCUGCUGCCUCUGGGGGCAUUCGGUGGUGGGAUGGGGCCAUACCUGUCGGGGAUACGAGUCUCCGGUAAGUCCAGUGCUCUUAUGAAUACCGGCACAUCCUGUGGGCCUGAGAUGGUGUGUGAAGCCCCAUGGUAUGUGGCGGUUAGCGCAAAGGGGAAGCCCCAGCAAUAUCUGAGAUUUCUGACCCGCAGUUGAUCCGUGAUGGGUUUCAACGCCCUGCGUGCCUGCAGUGUCAUCCAAGACAGAUCUGGGUAUAUAGCUAUAGGUGCGCCCCGGUAUAGGAGCAGUUGUUGGGAGUGUCUCAGGGCCUCUAGUAUUUUGUUCUUACAGUCAAAGUAGUGGAGCCUGCACACCACGUCCCUUGGCGGAGUUGCCCUUGGGCUGCCCCAAUCUAUGCUAAAGGUCUAUGUUUCUAUAGGGAAUCAACACAGUAAAGGAGGAGACUAUAUUUAAAAGAAGAAAAACUACCACAACAAGAGGACAUAGUCUUAAAUUAGAGGGACAAAGGUUUAAAAAUAAUAUCAGGAAGUAUUACUUUACUGAGAGGGUAGUGGAUGCAUGGAAUAGCCUUCCAGCUGAAGUGGUAGAGGUUAACACAGUGAAGGAGUUUAAGCAUGCGUGGGAUAGGCAUAAGGCUAUCCUAACUAUAAGAUAAGACUAGGAACUAAUGAAAGUAUUUAGAAAAUUGGGCAGACUACAUGGGCCGAAUGGUUCUUAUCUGCCGUCACAUUCUAUGUCUACACUGGCUUUGUGAAAGGACCUCUAUAAGCUUUUUAUUUUGAACCCAUGGUCCUUUUUACUGUUUUAAAUUGAGGUCUAUGUUUCUUGAAGCGGGAAUGUCUCAUUUUAUUUUAUUUAUUUUUAUUUCUCUCUUUCAUGUGUCUCUACCUCCUGAUCUUUCUUUUUCUUUUUUCCCUUUUUGAUUUGUUUUUUCAUAACCCUUUGUUUAACUUCUGAACCAGUUGGGCUAAACGAAUCCUUUUUUUGAACCAAUAUUCUUCUUGCUGUUGUUGUUUAUGCUCUACACUAGCAAUCUCCGUUAUCUUGCCAUAUUUAAAGGUUAUUUUUCUUAUCUGGUAUGGUUUUACUAGUGAUUUCAUAGAGCUGUAAAAUAGGCACUGUUUUUUUCUACUGCUUAUUCCCUAAAUAUUCUUUAUUACACUUGCCUGACUUGUAUAAAGAUUUAAAAAAAAAAAUAUAUAUAUAUAUAUAUAUAUAUAUAUAUAUAUAUAUAUAAUAUAUAUAUUUAUUUCAUGGAAUUUUACAAUCUUUCCAAAGGAUAAGGAAGUAUGAAAGGGGGAGGAUAAAGGGGAAGGGGUUGAGAGCAGGAAAUGUGGGACCUUGACUUAAAUAAUGACCAUCAAGUUGAACCAAUCAGUCAAGAAGUCCUCCUUUUUAAUUUGAUAUGUGCUGUCUGUAUGUAUUUCCCUGUCUUCUUACUGUUUCAGCACAACUCUGGCCUCUAAUCCACCGCAUAUCAGUCUUGCUGUGAAUCUGAAAGAUGCAUAGUGAGACUUAUAGUAGAUGGCUCUGUCUGCUGGUUUGGAAUAUGUUGGGACAUUGCUUGCUCUUUUUAUAUCCUCUCUAAAUACGUAGAUGUAGACGUAGAAUCCAGCAGCAAAUUAGCUCACUGGGAAUUAGGCGAAAAGAUUGCUUCAUUGGAGAUGGUAGGACUUGGUUGGGUUGCAGGGAUCACUUCUUGUGUCAUAUAAUGAAACCAAUUAGUUUGAUUACAACGAUAAAAUGAGUGAUACAGUGUAAAAACAACUAAACAAAAAAAAAAAUCCUAGGUAAUGAAGAUUAAAUCUAUGAAUACCAGUCAAAGGUUACCUCUUUUUAAAGAGGAGUGUGUAUAACAAAGUGCUUAGACAAUAGAAGUGAUUUACAUCUAUACACUUGUGUGAAAAUAUCCUCUAUUCCACUAAGCAAGUAACAAGGACCUACACCCAUAAGUGGAGCGCUCAAACACAUAUACAGCUUACCAGACGUUAUUUCAUUCAAUGGUAGAAUAUAGGGUACAUGUUAAAGGACCACUCUAGGCACCCAGACCACUUCAGCUUAAUGAAGUGGUCUGGGUGCCAGGUCCUUCUAGGGUUAACCUAUUUUUUCAUAAACAUAGCAGUUUCAGAGAAACUGCUAUGUUUAUGAAUGGGUUAAGCCUUCCCCUAUUUCCUCUAGUGGCUGUCUCAUUGACAGCCACUAGAGGCGCUUGCGUACUUCUCACUGUGAUUUUCACAGUGAGAGCACGCCAGCGUCCAUAGGAAAGCAUUGAGAAUGCUUUCCUAUGUGACCAGCUGAAUGCGCGCGCAGCUCUUGCCGCGCGUGCGCAUUCAGCCGACGGGGUGGAUCGGAGGAGGAGAGGAGGCAGAGAGCUCUCCGCCCAGCGCUGGAAAAAGGUAAGUUUAACCCCUUUUCCCCUUUCCAGAGCUGGGCGGGAGGGGGACCCUGAGGGUGGGGGCACCCUCAGGGCACUAUAGUGCCAGGAAAACGAGUAUGUUUUCCAGGCACUAUUGUGGUCCUUUAAGGAAAAUACAAUAUAGUGCAGAUGGUACUUAACGUGACAAUGCAAUAGUAGUGAUAAUAUCGUGAUAAAUUGUACACUCACAUUUCAAGGAGCCUGUAUAUAGAAACACUGGCUCUGUAUUGAGGCUUAUGUGCUUAUUAAGGUAGCACCACCCUUCUACUUCGAUGUGGAGUGACCCUCGAAGACAAAAAGAGGGAGAGCAAACCAAUGUGUAGAUUGCAAUUAUAAAAACAUAAUGAUGUGUUAGUAAAUGUGGUGCUCACCUGGUCCUGAGCCUGUGGGUCCCGGCUCUAGGUGUAUAGGUUCUGUGCCAGUUUGAAUGGGGAUGGCACUACCCCUAUGAAGAUUCUCUAGAGGCUCCAAAAAGGACUUAAGCGGGAUCUUCAGUAAAAUAACAAAUUUAUUGAUGUGUAAUAAAAAUAAAAGUAAAUGUUUUAAAAGUCCUUAAUAAAAAGUCCUUUAAAAAAUAGCCAAUAUGCGUUUCACUCCUAAAUGGAGCUUCCUCAGUCAGCUGUAGCUGUAGCUGACUGAGGAAGCUCCAUUUAGGAUUGAAACUGAAGAUCCUGCUUAAGUACUUUUUGGAGCCUCUAGAAAAUCUUCAUAGGGGUAGUGCCAUCCCAUCGUGUUUUUAUAAUUGCAAUCUACACAUUGGUUCGCUCUCCCUCUUUUUGUCUUCGAGAGUCACUUCACAUCGAAGUAGAAGGGUGGUGCUACCUUAAUAAGCACACAAGCCUCAAUACGGAGCCAGUGUUUCUAUAUACAGGCUCCUUGAAAUGUGAGUGUACAAUUUAUCACGAUAUUAUCACUACUAUUGCAUUGUCACUUUAAGUACCAUCUGCACUAUAUUAUAUUUUUUGUAUUUUCCUUAACAUGUACCCUAUAUUCUACCUUUGAAUGAAAUAACGUCUGGUAAGCUGUAUAUGUGUUUGAGCGCUCCACUUAUAGGUGUAGGUCCUUGUUACUUACACCGCACUGAAAUCUACAAUGAAGAUUAAAUGGCUAAUGUAUACUGUAAAAAAAUCGCUCUUAAAACUUUACUGUAUUUUGUGACGAAGUGCCCUUCGCCACUUGUGCCUGGAGAGGACUGCUUGCCCGCCUCUUGCCCUGUGACUAUGGCCCCUGGGAUGUAUUGCCCUUUAAAGACAUGAUUUGGGCAUAAUGGAUUUGUGUUGUGCUGCUGCUGGCCCUUUAAGAACCAUCUGGGGACAUACUGUGGAGUUACUGGGUGGCCACCAUUUCCUGUAUCAGAAGCACAUGGUGAGAACAAUGGAUGGCAGCCAUUUUAACUCACAGACACUGUGUGGACUUUUCAACACGGUGCCAUCUCGCCAGUAUUUGUUGCACAGAGACAUCGUGCAGUGGUUUUGGACUAUACAGCAGGGGACACAUUAUACAGUGAUUGUUUUUCAUUUAGCCUGUAUAUGUUCUGCAGAAUCUGCAUUAAACUGUAUUUUCCAAAGUACUGAACGGAUCUGGGUGAAUUUUGGAUAUGUGGUUCACCCAGAUCCCCCGGUUCCAAGGAUAUACUUUUUAUGGGGUUAUUGCAUGUUUUGGGGUCCCUGUGUGUUUUAUGAAUGCUGUAAAAAUUGUAAUGUUUCUGGCCAGCAGAUAAUUGAGCUUUGUGUAUUGUAGAAACUCAAUUAUCUAGCCUGGCCCAGAGGAGGAGUUUUGUGUUGCAUAAAUUGUGAGUUCUGUGUGCCAGUAAAUCAGUCUUGUUCCAGCAUUAAGCCUUGGCUCAUGUUUGGGGGAAGGGAUACCUACACUCUGGGGAUUGCUAUAAUCACUUACUCCCCAGAGGAAGCUCUUGCAAUAGCUUGAUUUGUUCCUGUUCCUGCUCUCUGGGGAAAGAGAGGUUCACCCACUGGAAGCUGGAUCCUGGCCUUGGGUCCAGGGUGGGUGGAAACAGCAGAGACCCCGGCGCAGUUGCAUCGCUGGAAGUGGGGUCUGCAGUGCUGAUGGUGUCGGUUGGAGUGCUUGGAGUCCUCAGCGAGCACUAGGAGCAUCGAUUGGCGGAGGUACUCAGUCGGAGUGCCAGCGUUCCGUCACAUAUUUAAUUUUAAAUAAAAAGCAAAAGAAGGUUUGCCUCUAUAUCCAAACUGGUUGGACUAGAGACCAAGGUCAGUAUAGUGGUAUCGGCUCCACCUACGGGCUUGGACCCUAAGAAUAUAAUGUAAUUGAUACGAAGGGAGAGUAGCCCCAACUGGGGGGAGACUCAAUGCUGAUAUGUGUGCAUAAAUAGAACAAAAUUAUACUUAGCAGCUAAAUAGCUUCCUUCCAAGUUUUCUAAUGUAUUGGAGGUCUAAUGCCCCACAGCUUGAAACUGUUGUCACAUGUAUCAAAAAAUACUAAUAACUUUAUUUCAUGCCUAUACAGUAAAGUACAAUGUGGUCUAUCGAUGGGUGACAAAAUAAAAUACAAUAAAAGGCCACUGUCUGCUCUGUCUCCGUCAAGAUGGUCUCAAGUAGCAAUAAAGAACUAUAUGGUUGAUGUUCAACCUAAUUAUUGCUGCUAAGACCAAGCGAUAGGGAGAAUUGUGUUUAGAGCAGUGAGAGGUUCACUAAAUGGUGAAAAUUGGCUGUAUGCAAAAAUAGAGCUGCAAAAUAAAUAGAGAUAGGGUAAAAUUGCUAGAACAGGGUAAUUACGUCAUAUUCCGGCUCCCGGCAUCAGUAGACAGUCCGCGCGGUACGAGGGAGCAGAUGAAGAACACAGCUCCCUCGCCGCAUCUGACAGGAACUCUGCCGCCCGCUGCACUGAAGCCCCAGUGGACCCCAGGGACAGGUCCACGCCAGCUCUCCAGGUAGGGAAGCUGGAUGGACAUUUGUAAAUGUUAAACAUAUGAAUAAUUUGUGUGUUUCUGUGAGUGUGUGUGCACGCAUUUAUAUAUGCAUACUAGUGUAUAAUUAUUAUUUUGGGGGGAGGGGGGUGAUUUCCCACACUUUUUUCCCCAGGACUUGAUCCCUGAAACAGAAUAAUACAAAAGGUAGAGGGCCCAAUUAGUGGGCUUUCAAUCUGUAGGCAAUCUUUGAUACAGGAGAAGACUAUCCACUGUUAGAGCACAUGUCUAUACUCUACCCCAGUAAACACACUGGGACCACUACAGACAAGAUGAAGGCAAUCCCCAGAUGUACAGCUAAGCUAAAUAAUAGUUUAUUAAUGUUUUGCUUUCCUUGUAUGUGCUAAACUUAAGGGUGUAGCAUUGCAUUAUACACGCUAUCAGGACAUAGGUGGGGAAAAAAACAUUAAAUGUAUUCUUCCUGAUAAGAUGCUUUCAAAUUAAACGUAUGUCCUCAUAUUUAAAGAGUAGCCAUUCUGCUUGUACACUUACAUUCAGAUAAAGUUUUAAUAUGAUUAUACUUAAUGUGUGUCACUGUGUUUAUAUGUACGGUCGUCUAUAAGAAAUUUUACAUGUGUUUAAAUCCCAUAUUGGCUCACAAUUCUCUUCCCCUUUUUGAUGAGCAGUAGGGUGGUCAUUUUGUAUUGAUGUAAACUAAAAAGAGAAGUUUCCACUUCAAAAUUUUAAAAAUUGUUGCAUUGGCAAACCACCAAACAUUUACUAUAAAUUAUUACCGUUACGUCCUCCUCCUCAACAUUGCAGAUUCUAAUAGUAUUUAUUUUCUAACUUGUACAGCAGGCGAUCAACUGGAUGCUGCACGUGACCAUCUCCAUGAAAGCUUCGAUAUAUCUGAUUCCCAAACGCUCCUACGCAGAAUACUCCAGAGGUGGUUCUCACAGUGAAGGCCUUAUUUCUUUUUAUCAUUAUUUUUCAUUCUCUUACUGAUUUGAUGCUGAACGUGAUUAUCAUUUAAACCAAAAAUAAAAGUCAUACAUGUCUCUCACAAACAUAAACUGACUGAAUUCUG